Messenger RNA from Eucalyptus grandis, 1295 nucleotides. RefSeq names its product caffeic acid 3-O-methyltransferase. The record is from RefSeq and is a predicted model, not a curated record. Lineage: Eukaryota; Viridiplantae; Streptophyta; Magnoliopsida; Myrtales; Myrtaceae. Gene Ontology annotation, biological process: methylation. Gene Ontology annotation, molecular function: O-methyltransferase activity; S-adenosylmethionine-dependent methyltransferase activity; protein dimerization activity.
AUGGCUCUUGUCCUAGACACUAAGACACCUUCCAGUGCCGACGGUCAAGAGGUGGUUGUCGACAACACAUGGGUCCACGCGAUGCUCUUCGCGAGCUCCCAUGUCUUCCCCAUGGUCCUCAACGCAGCCACUCGGCUUGGCGUGUUCGACAUCCUGUCCCGAGCUGGCCCGGGGGCUCGGUUGUCGGCUUUUGAGGUUGCCUCUCAGCUUGCCACACAGAGCUCGGAAGCUGCUCCAAAGCUCGACCGGAUGCUGAGGCUCCUUGCAAGCCACUCGCUCCUGAGCUGCGAGGUGCAUGAGCAGGAUGAUGGCCGGGCUGUCGAGAGGCUAUAUGGCCUCACGCCGGCAGCUCGCUACUUUCUGAAGGAUGAGGAAGAGGGCUCGUUGGCUUCAUUGUUGGAGCUUUCCUUCCAUCCGGCUCCACAGCAAGUUUGGUUGCAAUUGGACGAUCACAUAAUUGAAGGGGGGAACCAAUUCAAGAAAGUUCACGGAAUCUCAAUUUUUGAGUUCAUGGAUAUUGAUCCAGCAUUUAACAACACGUUUAAUAAGGCGAUGGCCGCUCUAACGACAAUAGUAAUGAAAAAAAUCCUUGAGAUUUAUGAAGGUUGAGGAACGACGACAUUAGUUGACGUAGCUGGUGGAACCGGCAAGUGCCUCAAUAUAAUCAUCUCCAAGUACCCUUCUAUCAAGGGCAUCAACUUUGAUUUGCCUCACGUAAUAGAAAGUGCACCUUCUUAUUCCGGAAUCCAGCAUGUCGGCGGGAGUAUGUUCACCGCCAUACCAAGGGCGGAUGCAAUCAUGAUCAAGGAUACCUUGCAUAAUUGGAAUGACGAGAACUGCAUCAAAAUAUUGAAGAAUUGCUACGAGGCACUACCGAGUAAAGGUAGAGCAAUAGUGAUAGACUUAGUGUUGCCGGAGGCGCCAGAAGCAAGCGCGGCAUCGAUGUAUGCUUCGAGACUCGAUAAUACCAUGUUGAUGCAGCCGGGAGGUCAAGAGAGGACGGAGAGAGAAUUCCGGUCCCUGUCGGAGGCAGCCGGUUUCUCCGAGUUCAAGGUCGCUAGUGUCGCUAGUAAUCUGUGGGCGGUCAUGGAGCUCUACAAGUGAGAGACUCUUUGCGUACCCAGUAUGUCGAGAGUUCGCUUUCGAAAAUCACGAAAGACUGUCUUUCCAUGGAUAUUUUAAGUAAAUUGAACUGCUGAGAUCGCAUGAUAAUCUUUAGUUUUGAUUAAUGGGUAUAUGGAUGGUUUCAUCAUAAGUGAAUUGAACUACUGAGAUUGCAUGAUAGUCUGUAGCUU